Medicago truncatula (barrel medic) is the source of this 787-nucleotide messenger RNA. Its product is annotated as peptidyl-prolyl cis-trans isomerase 1. The transcript has a single exon. Lineage: Eukaryota; Viridiplantae; Streptophyta; Magnoliopsida; Fabales; Fabaceae. Bases 75 to 650 code for a protein of 191 amino acids. Gene Ontology annotation, cellular component: cytoplasm. Gene Ontology annotation, molecular function: cyclosporin A binding; peptidyl-prolyl cis-trans isomerase activity. The record is from RefSeq and is a predicted model, not a curated record. Gene Ontology annotation, biological process: protein folding; protein peptidyl-prolyl isomerization.
CCCGCUGACAACUCCUACUCACUAACACAACAACCCAAAUUAUAGGAAACUUUCAGUUCUCCGGUCGUACCAAAAUGUCUAACCCCAACCCUAAUCCCAACCCCAACCCCAAAGUUUUCUUUGACAUGACCGUCGGAGACGAACCGGUCGGUCGUAUCGUCAUGGAACUUUAUGCCGACACCACUCCUCUUACCGCCGAUAACUUCCGUGCACUCUGUACCGGGGAGAAAGGACUCGGUAGCAGCGGCAAGCCUCUCCAUUACAAAGGCUCUACCUUCCACCGUGUCAUACCUGAUUUCAUGUGUCAAGGAGGUGACUUCACCGCCGGUAAUGGUACAGGUGGAGAGUCCAUCUACGGGUCCAAAUUCGCCGACGAGAAUUUCAUCAAAACCCACACAGGUCCAGGUGUUCUUUCGAUGGCAAAUGCAGGACCCGGUACGAAUGGAUCGCAGUUCUUUAUAUGCACGGCAAAGACGGAGUGGCUUGACGGGAAGCAUGUGGUUUUUGGUGAGGUGGUUGAAGGAAUGGAGGUGGUGAAAGAGAUUGAGAAAGUUGGUUCCGGUUCGGGAAAAACAUCAAAGCCAGUGGUUAUUGCUGACUGCGGCCAACUCUCUGAUGAUAAUCAUCUUAAUAACCAACAACAUAUAUAGCAUGAUGAUUCAUGUUUCAUGGAUUUUAAUUACUUUCGCUUUAGUAGUACGUACGUACGUUUCCUAAUUUGCUGUAUUAAGAAAGUUUUUAAGGAAGGAAUUAAUAAAGUUGUUUGCUGUAUUAAUUUUGUUGAUAA